This is a messenger RNA of Daphnia pulicaria, 1253 nucleotides long. RefSeq lists its product as uncharacterized. Bases 87 to 758 code for a protein of 223 amino acids. NCBI's taxonomy places the organism in Eukaryota, Metazoa, Arthropoda, Branchiopoda, Diplostraca, Daphniidae. The transcript is spliced from 4 exons. The record is from RefSeq and is a predicted model, not a curated record.
AUGUAGCCUAUAUAAGCGACUACUACACGCCGUUUUAAACCACAGUUGGAUUUUGUACUCAGUGCCGGUCUGUAGUCUGUUCCACCAUGUGCAAGGUUCCCAAUUCUAUCAAAGUGCUUCUAUUGUUUGGACUUAUACUGGGCCAACACAUGGCUGAAGGAGCAUUGAAAAAGUUUAAAGGAAAAAGAAGAGGUGGACCACCCAAACACGGACUGCAGUUAGGUGGUAAAAAAUACAAGAGUGGAACUCACAACAGCGGUACCAGAGAAUACGACUCUCCUUCGCAAGUGCUUGCCCCUCAACCGCUGACAGCUUAUUCGUCAUCUAAAUUACACUUGGCUUCGGUUCCCAUCAUGCCACUUCCUUCUCCGCAUUACUCCAGAACCGGCUAUGAAGUGUGGAAUGCUGGAACUGCAGGAAGUGAACAUGGGAGAGCAAUAUGGCAUGGGAACAAUCCGCGUGUCUAUGGUCACGGAACACACGCUUACGGCCCACCGCAAGUGCACCUUUCGCCAGAAGAUCUUAUCAUCCGCCCGGAAGAAACUAGUGCCUGGACAAGAGAUGGUCCAGCAAUUAAUCGAAUUAUUGACGGCCCCCCUACGGGAAGACCCAUACAAACCGUAUAUGGUCUUGAAUCGGAUUCAAUUUCACCAGGAGGAAAUAACAAAGUUGGUAAGCUGUUGGCUCUAGCAAUCGCCUAUUCUUACGGCGUCCCUACACUUCCCAAAAUCAAGAGUCUAUUGGAACAGGACAUGUAAAAAAAAAGAAAUAAUUAAUAACACGCAGAGUGUGGGAAGCGACCCAUGCACCAGUGUACAUUUUCCAUUAACUCCCACCACAUAUGAUUUACAAUAUUUCACACUUGGAUGAAAUAAGUGCGAAAUGUAACAGUCUCUUUCUCGAUCCGCCUUAAAUUAUUAUUCCUCCCCACAUCCACACUUGUAUUUUGUUGAUUCAGUUUGCUACUAUUUCCGUCCGCGCUCGCACACGAAAGAAUUUCAAUUAAAUUCUCAGUUCACUAUCCCACAAACGUUAUGUUUAUGUAUCACUACCAGCAGCAUGACGAGUAGACUAUUUAAUAACGGUCUUGAUUCUACAUUAUACUAUACAAAUCCAGCAAUGUUCCGUUAGAAUUGCCCUUUGGACGGUCUAUUAUGAAGUUACUUUUGAUUGUUAUGUAUUCGUGAUUCUCACUAGCCCUGUUAUUGUUUGAGAAAACUUGUUUUUAAUAAAUAUGAUAGUUUACCACGUUA